AUGGGGGCCCAUCAUCCUAACCAGCCGUCCGCUCCUCAACCCACACGCGUAUUCUUUGACCCCUUCAACUCAUCCUCCACCGGCCACCAACGAGCAGAAAAUCGCCAAUCGGGGUCCAUCUCGUGGCGUGACUCUCGGACAUACAAACUCUCACACCAAUUCAAGGACGUUAGCGGUCGUGGCGGUGAUCAACACCUGCCUGAUCUGGUUGGCGCGGGCAGUGAGGAUUUCUGCGAGGAUGGGCGCAAAACAAACGGCGACUGGCAAGGAGGCGCGCGAAGGUUGAGGGAAAAUGGAUGGCAGGACAUCAGAGACUUGAUGGGUGGGAGUAACAAACGAUCGAGCGGGAGAAUGGAAGACACAGGAUUUGCAAACAAGCGGGCGAAAGCAAGCCAUGAAGGCCCCCAACACCGCGUCGAGGAUGCGACAGACUCUUCCCUAUUUGGACGACAGCAACACAGUCUAGAUAACAACACCACUACCACUCAGUCUCAACCGCCCCAAAUCUUCCGCAACUUGACAAUCUACCUCAACGGGAGUACCUUUCCACUCAUCUCCGACCAUAAGUUAAAACACAUCUUUGCCCAAUAUGGUGGCAACACCUCAAUAGCCCUUGGCCGCCGGACCGUCACUCACGUCGUCUUGGGCAAUAAUUCUGCCGGCGGUGGUGGUUUAGCGAGCAGCAAGAUUCAGAAGGAAGUGGCUCUUGUGCGUGGGAAGGGCGUGAAGUUUGUGACGGCGCAGUGGGUGGUGGACAGUGUUGAAAAGGGCAUCAGACAGCCUGAGAGCAAAUAUGUACCGGACGGGGUGGAAGGGAGGAUUGGAGGGAGUAGCCAGGUAAGUGUGAGGCAGAUGUUUCAGCACAAGGAUGAAGCGAGAUGA
Molecule: messenger RNA, 882 nt
Organism: Cladophialophora psammophila CBS 110553
Lineage: Eukaryota; Fungi; Ascomycota; Eurotiomycetes; Chaetothyriales; Herpotrichiellaceae
Exons: 1
Coding region: 1-882 (293 amino acids)
Biological process (GO): error-prone translesion synthesis; error-free translesion synthesis
Cellular component (GO): nucleus
Molecular function (GO): deoxycytidyl transferase activity; DNA-directed DNA polymerase activity
Source: RefSeq, a predicted model, not a curated record